UUAUCGGCACAUGCGAAACGGCCACCUUAUGGGAGCGCGGCUUCUGUAAAAACAAUAAUAUUAAAUUUGCUUUAGAUUUCGAGGAAUUGUGCACUUAUUUCGAAAAUGGAGGUGAUAAAACGUGGAUUUAUCCGCGCUUGUAAGAACCACAGCUACCUCAGCUACGAGGGGAUCGACGAAAUCCUGACCCCGCUCUGCGCCACCCACAAAGUGUCGAAGCCUGCCAGCAAGGAAGCGAUAAAAGCAUUUGUGAAUGAAAUAAACGACUCUAUUCGGGACCUGGGCCAAUCGCUCGUCUUUAUCAAGUACCCGCUUAUGGGUAAGGAGUAUCUGGUGUACGCCAAGACAGACGCCACGCCCGACAGCAUUGCGAACACUGGUCUGACGGCAGAGGAGUGCCGGUAUUUCUCCAAACUGCUAGACAAGAUAGCUACCUCGGACGACUCCCGCAUUCCGUGGAACUUUGCCUACAACGAACUAUUAUUGGAAGGCCUGGUAAAACCGCCAAAGAAGAGCCGCAUGCAGCAACUGCUCCAGAAAUGGAGCCAGAUGGGCUAUUUCCUGGACAAGGACGACUACAUCUACCUGGGGCCACGAAGCCUCGUGGAACUGAGCUUCUACCUCACCUCCAGCUACUCGGAGCAUAUAAAGAACUGCACCCUUUGCAAGGGCUUGGUGCUUUGGGACAUCAGAUGCGGUUCCUGCCAGAUCCAGUUUCAUCGCGAUUGCAUCCACACCUACUUACAGAAGCGCGAUAUUUGUCCGUCUUGCGGUAGUCUGUGGACAACGCCACUAAGGCGAUCCACCAGCUCAGCCUCAUCCUAGCUACUUUUUAUAAAUGUAAACAAUUGAAGUAUGUAUAACCUAUGCCUAAGUAUUAACAUAUAUUUAAAAUUGACAGAAUUACAUUCACGUGCGCCAUAAAAAAGUUGUUAAAGUAUAAAUAUAAAAUAUAAAAUAAGGAUUUGUAGCAUUCAGGCAGAUAUGGCUAGAUUGACUCGGCUCUUGAUGCUGAUCAAUAAUAUAUUUAACCUUCAAGGGUAUAGAAUGAAAUCAACUAUACUAUUUUUUGAUAUAUUUUUAAAAUGAAA
Drosophila serrata is the source of this 1091-nucleotide messenger RNA. It is a transcript of the gene Nse1, whose product is annotated as SMC5-SMC6 complex component Non-SMC element 1. Gene Ontology annotation, biological process: double-strand break repair via homologous recombination. The record is from RefSeq and is a predicted model, not a curated record. Gene Ontology annotation, molecular function: ubiquitin-protein transferase activity. Gene Ontology annotation, cellular component: nucleus; Smc5-Smc6 complex. Lineage: Eukaryota; Metazoa; Arthropoda; Insecta; Diptera; Drosophilidae.